UUUUUUUCCUUUUCAAUCUUCCGCCUCUUCGUUCAAACUUCAAACCAAGCUUUGGCCUUUGGCCCCGGGGGCUCGGUGGCCUCGGCGAAAUCCGCCGACCUUGCGCCUCUGUCCGCCUCCGCCGCUGCCCUCCGCCACCUCGGGGGAAGGGAACCGUCGGGCCGCCGCCGGGGUUGUCGGUGAGGGGGGCUCGCUCCAGUCCCCCACAAUCCCACCGUUCCCCCUCCGUCGUCGAGAUCUUCCCGACUACUACGAGCGGAGGCCCGGCGCGCGCGCGCGAUGCCGCCGAGGAGGAAGAAGGGCGUCGCCGCCAAGCAGAAGCCGCCGGAGCCACCCGCCGCCGACGCGCCGCUGCGGGACCGGCUGAGGUGGCUCAACGACCAGGAAUAUGAACAUCGGAGUGCUGCCAUUAAAGCUAUUCAAGCAGCUGAGAUUGAGAGUAUACUUUCUCGGUUGCGUUUGGUUGAAUCCUACAUUUCCAAGGAGCAACAAGAGGGAUGUGCCUUGCAAUAUUUUCAGGAGAACUUACCCAACUUAUCAGUUGUCCGGAAUGAGGAGCAGAAUGAGCUUGAGUUGAAACGGGAAGAUUGGGACAAACGAUUAAUUGGAGACCACUGUGAUGACAAGAUUUUUCGGGCUUCAGUCUCUUCGUUACCAAAUGUUGGUUAUGUUCAAUUCUCAGGGGAUUCAGUGCGGAAAAGCUUUAUUGAGAGCAUGCCUUUUAAUUUUAAUGACUUUGCUUGGGGUGAGCUACCUGAGGAUCAACUGGCAGGAAUUGCAGAUGCUUUACAGACACCCGGGGCUGUGAGUACUCGGCUCUCUUUUGGUAUGACACCAAAAACUUUAAGGUUGCCCAAAAAGGGCGAGAUGCUCUUAUCUGUGCGUGGCUCACCUCUUGGAGUGUACAAAGAAGAAAAUCUGGCAGCUGUUCAUGAAUCUACAAAUGGAAGUGAAGAUGCUGCCUCAUAGUACCAGUUGCCACAUAUAGCAUACUAAGGAUGCUAUGUGAUCUAUCCACUCUUUUCGUUUAGUCGUGUGCCCCAUGGUUGAUAUGUUUUGUCUAUUGCAGGGACUUAUCAACCCUUGACUUAACCUUUGGGAUAUUGGUGUUUUUCUUUUUCUUACCUAAGCUGGGAUACUCACCCAGAAUCAAGAUGCAAUCACUAGUUCAGGUGAGUUGCAGUAUCUAUUUGUUAUCCUUGUGUAGUUGGCAGUCCGCACGUGUGUUGUUGGAUGCUGAUUUCAUUCAGGUGAAAUCGUGUAUUAAGUAAUGUGUCAAUGUGUCACCGUUGUUAACUUUGCUGCCAAGGAAGUGGGCAAAAGCAGUCUAAAUGCGCGUGUCCGUGCACUCGUGAUUGUCAAUGCUGUAUUAGCUCAUUACCAGAGAUGAGACAAUGUGAGCUGUUGUAAAACCGAAUUGAAAUUGUGAAUCAUCAGAUUUAAUAUUCAAAUUGCUUGCAAAUAAUUGGUAAAUA
Oryza sativa Japonica Group (Japanese rice) is the source of this 1475-nucleotide messenger RNA. RefSeq lists its product as uncharacterized. The record is from RefSeq and is a predicted model, not a curated record. Lineage: Eukaryota; Viridiplantae; Streptophyta; Magnoliopsida; Poales; Poaceae.